Molecule: messenger RNA, 504 nt
Organism: Arabis nemorensis
Lineage: Eukaryota; Viridiplantae; Streptophyta; Magnoliopsida; Brassicales; Brassicaceae
Source: the annotation of a GenBank genome assembly
AUGAUUCAACCAAGCUACGAUGAAACCGUCAAGGCAAUCAACAUAGAUCCGACAGAACUUAAGGAGAUCAAGGUGAUGGUUUCCCAAAUUCUAAAGAAUACUAUGAGACCUAAAGCACAUGAAGGAGUGACAGUCCCUCAUGAAGACGUUGAUCAAGAUUUCGUUGGAGAUUCUUCAGCAUGUGAUCUAAGGGAAGUAAGCUACAUAGGCUCUCGAUACAAAAAUCUUGGGACAAGGAGUCACGGCCCCCAUUACGGUCCUAAGGAACGUUUUUAUACUCAUCAAAACGUGCCUCACGAGACCAAUAUCCAACCGAAGCAACAGUUUGCUAAUGGAGAUCAAAAACAGCAUUCGAGUGGUUUCCAAGGCGUUGAGUCAAGAGNGAUUUCGGAAAAAGAUUUUGAGCCCUUGAUAAAUGGGUUUCACUAUGAACUCAACAAGUUCAGAAAGAAAAUUCGUACUAGGAUGGAUAUAUUGGGACAUGACAUUAACAACAAGAUAUAA